Messenger RNA from Rubroshorea leprosula, 1841 nucleotides. Lineage: Eukaryota; Viridiplantae; Streptophyta; Magnoliopsida; Malvales; Dipterocarpaceae. The record is from the annotation of a GenBank genome assembly.
CUCACGGAAAAGAAGAGGAAUUGGUGGAUCAGUUUUAAUUGAUGAAACAGGUUGAACGUUGGUUUUCUUCUGCAUUUUCCCAUAUCCAAUCGGUGAUAACUUGCUUAUUGAUUAUCCAAAUCCAACCUCACAUCUGUGAUAUCUUCUCACUUUCUCUCACUUUCCCACCUCACAAACAACAUCUCUCGUCAAAAAUCGUUAAUCCAAUCUCAACACUGCCUCCCAAAUCCGCCACUGACCUCUUCUCAUAUCCGCUGGACUCUCAUCCUCUCUGGUUCAAGCCAACUCUCUUCCUCUUGCCGGACUUCGACUCUGAAUUCUACAUUUUGGAGCGCCGAACAUUUGUCCCUUUCGACACCUUCGAUCCGAGCUCCAGUCCCAUCUCUCCUCCCUCAACCACGAGCUUUUUGACCUCCUCAAUCGUGACUAUACUGACUUCGGCUACAGCCACGUCAAACGGGCUUUUCGUGAAUCUGUCAACUAAGCUCGUUGAUGUGUAUGCCGCCGUGGUUCGGAUGCGGGUGCCGCUCUUGGAGCUCCGUGAAAGGAUCCAAGGAUUCAGGACAGCUGUUGAGAGCCUGCUUGUUGCUUUGAGAAAUGGUCUAAGCCAGCGGUCAGAGGCUGCAGCUGCUAGGGAGGUGCUUGAGUUGCUGCUCGAUACGUUUCAUGUUGUUUCAAGGGUUGAAAAACUCAUUAAGGAGCCACCAAGUGUGCCUUCAGAUUGGUCGCAUGGUGACAUGAAUUUGAAAAAUGCUUUGAGCAAUGGUUCUUCCGCACAACAUGUUAAGAAUGGAACAAAUAUCAGAGAGACUCAAAGCAUGCUUUUGGAGAGAAUAGCCAGUGAGGUUAAUCGGCUAAAAUUUUAUAUUGCUCAUGCACAGAACCUGCCUUUCAUUCAGAACAUGGAUAUGAAGAUCGAAAGUGCUAGCCUUUUGUUAGAUGCACGCUUGGGACAUUGUUUUGUAGAUGGGCUUGAAAACCGAGAUGCAAAUGCAUUUUACAAUUGCCUAUGUGCAUAUGCUGCUAUUGAUAACCCAGGAAGUGCUGAAGAAUGUUUCACACUACUAUAGUGGCUCCACUGAUACAAAAAAAUUUUCCACAUGGAUCAUCUGGUGUUGUGGUUGGGGCUUCUGGUGAUGAACUUGAGAAUGAUUAUAAGCAAAUCAAGAGUUGCAUUGAGAAAGACUGUACGUUCUUAUUAGAAAUUUCUUCUACAGAAAAUUCAGGUUUACAUGUAUUUGACUUUUUGGCCAAUUCAAUCCUGAAGGAGGUUCUCUCAGCUAUCCAGAAGGAAAAACCUGGUGCUUUUUCCCCAGGAAGACCUAUAGAAUUCUUGAAGAACUACAAAUCAAAGUAUAGAUUUCUUGGCUUAUCUUAAAGGCUAUUGUCCCUCUGGAGCUGCUGUUGCAAAAUUUCAAGCAGAACCUGUAUAUGUUGAGUAUAUGAAGCAAUGGAACAUUGGUGUUUAUUUCUCUUUGAGUUCAACCACUCAGGUUUCAGGAAAUAGCGGGGGCUUUGGAUUCUGCACUUGCAGUGCCCAUUCUUGUUCCUGUUCAGAGUUCACACUCUGAUGAAAAUUCUCAGGACUUAACUCUUAAACAAAGUGUUACACUUUUGGAGAGCUUGAGGUCCUGCUGGAGUGAAGAUGUUCUUCUCAUCUCUUGCGCUGACAAGUUUCUUCGCUUGUCUUUGCAGCUCUUAUCAAGAUACUCAAAUUGGUUGUCAUCUGGAUUGGCUGAUUGGAAGAAGGGUAGUGUGAGCUCUAAUCCUGGAUGUGAGUGGGCUAUUUCGGCUUUGCCAGAUGAUUUUGUAUGUGUACACUCAUGCCUUGAUUAUUUCAA